AUGCGUUGGUUCAAGGUAAACGGUUUGCUCGACACGCUGCGUCCUGUUUACCUAGCAUCCAACAUUCUUCUAGUGAACUUCACCUCCUACAACUUUGCAACUCGAACCGUACAUCGGACGUUGUUCGACCUGACCCGGUUCGUCUUCACCCUGCUGCUGGACGUCUUUCUGACGUGGCGUGCCAUUCAAGCAUGUCAAGCCUUCCUGAAGGGUACCGAGUCGAUACUCAUCAACGGAGGCCUGUACGGAUCGAUCGUGCUGAACUUCCUCCUUACCUCGUCGAUUCCGCUGUGGAACAGCCUCAACGGGACGGCGAUAUUCGAGAUGUUCCAAGGUAUAGAGGCCUGCAACGACGAGCUGCAGCCGCUGGGAGUUUGGAUCGAUCUGCAGAAGCGUCACCUUGCGUUCACGGUGUACGCGGUGCUGUCCACGAGCAACGGGUUCUUUGUGCUGAUCAUAAACUGGUUCUUUCCGUCCGUGGUGGAGAAAAUCACCGUCCCCGACAUGUUUCCGGACGGCUGGGCUAUACUUGCCUUGUCGCGAACCAAUUUCAUCUCCGGGAUCAGCAGUUGCUACAGUACCCUUACCCUGCUGGCCAUCAGGAAAUACUUCAACCUUCUAAAUCAGACGGUGGCGUCUCACUCAGAACCUCCUUCCAGCAACUUCUUCCCAACCAGCAUUGAUUCAAAUCCCUCCAACUCAGAACUCAACUCCGUGCAGCUAAUCCGGAAACUAGCCAUCAUGCACGACCGGCUCAGCCGCUCGGUAGAGCUGUUCAACCGCUGCUUCGCCUCGCAGUUGCUGUUCCUCACCUGCUCGGGGUUCGGCUUCACGCUGUUCAGCACGUUCGGUGUGAUUCACUCGUUUGCGACGAACGCCCCGGAAGACGACCGUCGCAUUGCCAUGGUCAACAUCGGGUACGACGGGUUGCUCAUGAUCACCAUCGUGACGUUUGUGGUAUUUUCGAGUUUGGUUCACGAUGAGGGAAGGGCAACCGCUGUGAUGAUCCACAAGGCGAUUGCGUACGGAUCGUACGAUAGACGAACCCUCCGGGAGUUGCGUGCCCUUUCGCAGCAGCUUGGGAGUCGAUCAACGGUGAUCUCCUGCGGUUUGAUCGACUUUAACUGGGAGUUCUUCUAUACGUUUAUUGGGACUUUGACGUCAUACCUCGUGAUACUUCUGCAGUUUGAUUUGGGAAAUCUGAAAUUGACUUAA
Messenger RNA from Culex pipiens pallens (northern house mosquito), 1215 nucleotides. RefSeq lists its product as uncharacterized. The coding region runs from base 1 to 1215 and encodes 404 amino acids. Lineage: Eukaryota; Metazoa; Arthropoda; Insecta; Diptera; Culicidae. The record is from RefSeq and is a predicted model, not a curated record. Gene Ontology annotation, biological process: sensory perception of taste. Gene Ontology annotation, cellular component: dendrite; neuronal cell body; membrane. The transcript is spliced from 4 exons.